This is a messenger RNA of Acanthamoeba castellanii str. Neff, 608 nucleotides long. Its product is annotated as cellulase. The record is from RefSeq and is a predicted model, not a curated record. The annotation marks the transcript as partial. Gene Ontology annotation, molecular function: hydrolase activity, hydrolyzing O-glycosyl compounds. The transcript is spliced from 4 exons. Gene Ontology annotation, biological process: glucan catabolic process. NCBI's taxonomy places the organism in Eukaryota, Discosea, Longamoebia, Acanthamoebidae.
AUGAAGCUAAUCCUCUGCCUGCUGACACUGUCCCUCAUCGGCGUGAUGGGCCAGCAGUACUUUGGUGUGAACGAGCCGGCCCUUGGCUUUUCGGCCGACAAGAUUCCCGGCCAGCUGUGGUUCGACUUCCCGCUCAUUCCGAACGAGUCCAUUGACUACUUCGCCGCCAAGGGCAUGAACACCAUCCGCGUGGGCCUCAUCUGGGAGCGAGCCCAGCCCACCCUCUUCGGCGCCCUUGACUCCACCUACAUCCAAUACCUGACGGACAGUGUGAACUACGUGACCAACACGAAGGGCAUGUACUGUCUGCUGGACCUGCACAACUACCACCGCUAUCGCGACCAGGUGAUCGGCUCAACCGCAGUGCCCUACACGGCGCUCACCGACGUGUGGCAGCGCCUGGCCACGCUCUACAAGGACAACCCGCGCAUGAUAUGGGGCACCAUGAACGAGCCCUACGGUAUCACCUACCUCGCCGCCAAGCUCGGCGCCAACGCCGCCAUCAAGGGCAUCCGUGACGCCGGCGCCACUCAACUGAUCACGAUCAGCGGCAAUGACUACUCGAGCGUGUCCGGGUGGGUGGGCACCAACAGCGUGUGGAUGGGUCC